AGUAGCUUUCAUUUUCGGCCCUCCACCACGUAGGUCGGAAAAAUUCCGGCCCUCGGUACCACAGAAGUUGGACAGCACUGGGAUAAGGCAUUGUUAGCAAACAGUAUAUGUAAUCUCUUUAUUGCCUGGUUAUAAUGAAUUACUUUACUUAGUACUUUAAAUAUUUGGGUAGAGACUCUGGUGGUGGCGGGUACUGCAAGUAAGCACCAAGAAAAUAAAGUAGAAGCUGCAAGCAGAGAAAAUAUAAAUUGUCGGUACGUACAGCGUCACUGAGGUUACGUAAGCGUGAAUGUGACGUUAGGUUCUCGCGAGAUUAGACUUUGGAAGUCUGAUUAGCUCUGGGACUGGAGUCGAGGAAGUGAACGGGUGCAGCAAUGGCAACCCCCUCAAACCUAGUAGCUAACCGUGGCAGGCGCUUCAAGUGGGCCAUUGAAUUUGGAAGUGGUGGAAGCAGGGGUCGUGGUGAAAGAGGGGGAUUGCAAGACAGCAUGUAUCCUGUAGGCUAUUCAGACAAACAGGUUCCAGACACUAGUGUGCAAGAGUCUGACCACAUCCUGGUGGAAAAGCGAUGCUGGGACAUUGCUUUGGGGCCACUUAAACAGAUUCCCAUGAACCUGUUUAUCAUGUACAUGGCAGGAAAUACAAUCUCCAUUUUUCCUAUCAUGAUGGUUUGUAUGAUGGCAUGGAGGCCAAUCCAGGCACUACUUGCAACACCAGCCACUUUUAAGCUUUUGGAAAGUUCUGGUCAACGUUUCCUCCAGGGUUUGGUGUAUCUGAUUGGGAACCUCUUAGGUUUGGCAUUAGCUGUCUACAAGUGUCAAUCAAUGGGCCUUUUGCCAACACAUGCAUCUGAUUGGUUAGCCUUUAUUGAACCACCAGAGAGAAUGGAGUAUACAGGAGGAGGACUCCUACUGUGAUGGAGUGAAACGUACAACAAGUUGAAACAAAAUAACCCUACUGCUGUAAAUCCCACUGUUGUCUAUUAAUAAAUUAUUAUACCUCCCAAA
Xenopus tropicalis (tropical clawed frog) is the source of this 1007-nucleotide messenger RNA. RefSeq names its product ER membrane protein complex subunit 4 (gene emc4). Gene Ontology annotation, cellular component: endoplasmic reticulum membrane. The record is from RefSeq and is a predicted model, not a curated record. The transcript has 7 exons. The coding region runs from base 375 to 917 and encodes 180 amino acids. Lineage: Eukaryota; Metazoa; Chordata; Amphibia; Anura; Pipidae.